Molecule: messenger RNA, 1429 nt
Organism: Heterobasidion irregulare TC 32-1
Lineage: Eukaryota; Fungi; Basidiomycota; Agaricomycetes; Russulales; Bondarzewiaceae
Exons: 11
Coding region: 19-1266 (415 amino acids)
Biological process (GO): protein refolding; response to heat
Cellular component (GO): cytoplasm
Molecular function (GO): Hsp70 protein binding; ATP binding
Source: RefSeq, a predicted model, not a curated record
CCCACAUUUCCACUCGAAAUGCCCGUCGAAACAGACCUAUAUGAUAUCUUAGGUGUCAGCCCAACAGCCGACGAAGGAGAAAUCAAGAAGGCGUACCGGAAAAAGGCCAAAGAUCUCCACCCGGUAAAGAACCCAAAUGACCCGGAAGCCAUACAGAAGUUUCAGGAGAUGGCUGCUGCCUACGAGCUCCUAAGUGACCCAAACUCACGGGCUGCAUACGAUGCACAUGGAAUGGAAGGGAUCAGCAGUCAUGGCCCCGGAGGCCCAGCAGGAGGGAUGGAUCCAAAUGAUUUCUUCGCGCAAUUCUUCGGCAACAGCAACGGUACGGGAUUCGACUUCGGGGGCAUGGGUGGACCAGGCAGACGGAGGAAGGGACAGGAUUCUGUGAUACCGUACGAGGUCUCGCUUGAGGACCUGUACAACGGUAAGAGUGUGAAGAUGAUGAUGGAGAAAGAGGUUGAAUGUGGGACGUGUAAGGGGUCAGGGGCCAAGGGUAGCGCGAAACCUAAAAAAUGCGCGAAGUGCGAUGGCAAGGGAUGGACAUAUGUGCAAACUCAAAUUGCUCCCUCACAAUUAGGCACGUCCCGGGCGGUAUGCCCAGAAUGUGAAGGCCAUGGAGACAAGCUGCGAGAGAAGGAUAGGUGCAAGAAGUGCAAAGGGGAUAAGGUGGUCAAGGAGAAGACACGGCAAGAAAUCUUUGUGGAACGUGGUAUGUCCGACGGCCAGCGAAUUAUAAUGGCAGGCGCCGGUGAUCAAGAGCCUGGUCUUCCCGCAGGAGACGUGAUUUUUGUUCUCAAAGCACAACAGCAUAAGUCGUUUGAGCGGUCGGGAAACGACCUGGCCACCACUGUCAAAAUUACACUCUCCGAGGCGCUACUCGGGUUCGAUCGCAUCCUUGUGAACCAUCUGGACGGGCGGGGAUUGCGAGUAUCGAGCCCACCGGGUCGAGUCAUCAAUCCGAGGCAAUCUAUCGUCCUCCAUGGAGAAGGCAUGCCGGUUUACAAGACCCCAGAUGAACGAGGAAAUCUCUACGUUAUCCUCGACAUCGAGAUGCCUGAUCAGCAGUGGAUGAAGACUAUCGACCGCACAGCUCUUGAAGCGCUUCUUCCCCCGAAGAAGACAGAUGUAGAGCCCAAGCCAGCUGUGGUAGACGAGGCAGAGUACGAAGAGAGUGAUAUGGUCGAAUUCGGCGAGGGUGCGGAUGAAGAAGCAUGGGAGGACGAUGAUGACGAGGGCGGUGCUGAGCCCGAAUGUCGGACGCAAUGAGCACGAUGUUCGCUAUCUCAUGUUCACGACGCGGUCGCUGAACGGAGGCACGUCAAUUCCGAUUUGGGAAUCAGUGUCUUUCAUUGUUUUUGUUUAUCUCUGCUACUUCGUUAGCUCAUCACUCCCCAUUAAUGUCGACAUUAUACAUAGAAAUGCACUACUC